GAAUAUAGUAAGUUACCAUACGACGGGCGAACGGACGGACGCACGGUCGGACGGACGGACGGACGGACUGACUCCAAGAACAAGGCAUUCCACUUUGUCUUUCUCUCUCUCGAUCCCCAACCCAACCCAACGCAUCCUCUCCCUCAAACCUACCAUCUUCUUUUUUAUUACUCUCCCUUCCAAGAAAUCGUGAAAACCUAAAGUCUCAACUCUCUGCGCGUCGACGAUCAUGGUGAUGCCCAACCCCUAAUUGCAGGACCAUGUUGGCGAGGUGGGCCAAUCAUCUCCUUCUCUUGAACCCCAAUUCAUCAUUUAUCCAUGGAACACAACCGAAUUGCCAAGAACAAGGCUGCUGCAGCGGCAGAGGACCAAUACAGACAGGCGGACUCUGUGAAGGUCGUGCAGUGGGAAGAUUUCGAGCAAGAACUCGCCCGCCUGGUCAGUCUCUCCUCUGCCCUCUCCGAAGCUAAGCAAAAGAAGCUAUUGCUUCAGCAGAAGCUCGAUUCCCUUAUACAGGUUGAAGCAGAGUCCUUAAACCAGUCAAAUCAGCUGGAUGAGAUGUGUGAGAAACUAGAGUCCCAAAAGUUGGUAAUGGGAAACACGUCGAUGCAUGUGAAGGUUGUAGAAGAGAAUGUUAAAAAGGAAGAGGAGAGGCUUAGCAAUGAAAUUAGGUCACUUCUUGUUGCUGGGACUGCCCUUUCUCUAGCUAGUAAGCAUUUGCAGGAACCGAUUAUAACUUCAUUGCAGGAAUCAAAUAGGCUACUUACUGGAGAGAAGGGUUAUCUUCAUCUUAGAAAUGUCCAGAGGUUACUCAGAGUAAGGCAACAAUAUAUGAUAUCACAAGUUUCAUUCCUCUAUCCUGUGAAGGUUAUGGUUGGCCAUGCACGUGACCAAGAACUUGAAUCAUUUACGAGCAAUAGAAAAUCAGGAAAUUCUGCUGGAUCCAAACCUGUUGACCCGGAAUCAUUGACUAUUUCAGGUCUUCAUCUCACUGUGCUCCCAUUUAAGACGAGUUUUUUCACCGAUAAGAAGGAUAUUCAGAGAUCUGCAACAGCCCUGGGAUAUGUUGCUCAUGCUGUUUCAGUUAUUGCUACCUAUUUAGAAGUUCCAUUGCGUUACCCUCUGCGGUUGGGAGGUUCUCGGUCGUAUAUUAUUGAUUAUGCACCUUCAUUGGAGUCCUCUUCAUCUGAUUCAACAUCAAAUUCAUUGCUUUCAUCAAAUUUAAAGCCUACAGAAUUUCCUCUCUUUUUAGAUGGUCAAGAGACAACAAGAGCGGCUUAUGCUGUAUUUUUGCUUAACAAGGAUAUAGAGCAGCUCUUGAAUUUCAUUGGCGUCAAGAGUUUAGGCCCACGCCAUGUACUGGCUAAUUUGAAAGAGCUUCUAAGGACCAUCCUUUCUGCCGAAUACAUAGAUACGUGAUCUGAAUUUCUAUUACUUUUGUUUGUAAGCUUUUGUAAAUGUAUUGUUGCUAUUAUUUGUAUUUCUUGCAGGGUGCAAUUUUUUUCAAUGGAGCACCUUGCCAUACACCUUUAUGAGCUGUUGUUUUGUCAUAGAGCAAUGCAAAUUAUAUACUUUAUUUUGAAUUGAAUCCGAUAAUUCUCUUCUCUUUUGGAGUUGGCGGUGUAGUUAGUGUCAUGCUUCUGUUAAUUUCAUGGAAAAGAUGAAGCAUGAUAAAGUAACCUAGUCUGGUACAUCAGAGGAUAUAUAUAUUAUACAGACGAAGAGCAGCCUAAUCAUCUAUCUAUGCUUGUGUUAUAUUUGUUUUUGCAGAGAUGUUGUUUGAACACUCAAAUUUGAUAUUUAUGGUGAUACUCUGCAUCAAUAUUCAA
Molecule: messenger RNA, 1829 nt
Organism: Diospyros lotus (date-plum)
Lineage: Eukaryota; Viridiplantae; Streptophyta; Magnoliopsida; Ericales; Ebenaceae
Product: vacuolar protein sorting 38
Exons: 6
Coding region: 319-1419 (366 amino acids)
Biological process (GO): SNARE complex assembly
Cellular component (GO): lytic vacuole; endosome
Molecular function (GO): SNARE binding
Source: RefSeq, a predicted model, not a curated record